AUGGCGGAACAAAAUACAAAUGAAGAAAAUACAAAUGAUGAAGGACAAGGCAUGGACCCAGAAUUUGAUGCUUUAUUUGAGCAACUCAAUACCAAGUUACACCCUGAUUGUGAGAUGUCUUCUUUAAACUUUUUGGCAAAGUUGUUGCAUAUUAAAGUGAUCAAUAAAUGGACAAAUAGUUCAUUUGACCAACUUUUAGAGUUGCUAGGAGUUGUUUUCCCGAAGAGUAAGAUUCCAACUUCACACUAUGAAGCUAAGAAAAAAUUGAGAAAGAUAGGGUUAGGAUAUGAGUCCAUCCAUGCUUGCAAAUAUGACUGUGCUUUGUUUUGGAAGGAGAAUGCUUCCAUGCAGAAUUGCCCGAUUUGUAACGAGAGUAGAUGGGUGGACACAACCACAAAGGGGAAGCGAGUACCACAAAAAGUGUUGCGGUACUUUCCUUUGACUCCAAGACUUCGACGGAUGUAUAGUUCCAGAUUCACAGCUAAAGAUAUGAUUUGGCAUAAUACUGGAAGAUCAACGAAUGGUAUGAUGUAUCAUCCGGUAGAUGGGAAGUCAUGGCAAGAAUUUGAUAAGAGAUAUCCAGAGUUUGCCAAAGAACCUAGAAAUGUUCGUCUAGGUUUAGCUGUUGAUGGCUUUAAUCCAUUCGGCAACUUUAAUAACAAUUAUAGUAUUUGGCCGGUUAUAUUGACUACCUACAAUACACCACCAUGGAUAUGUAUGAAAGAGUCUUUUUUCAUGCUAACUUUGCUAAUUCCUGGUUCUAGAUCACCCGCAAAGGACAUUGAUGUUUACUUGAGGCCUUUGGUGGAUGAGUUGAAAAUGUUGUGGUUUGAAGGAGUCCAAAUAAGAGAUGCAUCAACCAACACUGUAUUUAAUAUGCGUGCGAUGUUGUUAUGGACUAUCAAUGAUUUCCCAACACGUAGUAGUCUAUCUGGAUGGAGUGGUCAAGGUUAUUUAGCAUGCCCUACUUGUAACGAAGACACAUCUUCCAUUUAUGUGACCAACAAGAUGUGUUACGUUGGUCACAGACGAUUCUUGAAUAUAAACCAUAGUUGGAGGGAGAGUCUAUUGUUUGAUGGUCAACCUGAGACAAGACCGCGUCCUAGAAGAUUCAGUAAUGCAACUAUAUUAAAGCAAGUAAAUUGUCUCUCUGAUCGAAUUCCAGGGAAACAUCCUGAUUAUGGGGGCAAAAAAAGAAAGCGCGACGAUGAAAGGAAAAAGAGAGAGUUAAAUUGGACAAAACGAAGUAUCUUCUUUGAGCUUGAGUAUUGGUCUUCCCUCGAUCUAAAACACAAUUUCGAUGUUAUGCAUAUUUCAAAGAAUGUGAAUGAGAGUGUGUUGAAUACUGCACUGAUGAAUGAUAAAAGCAAAGACAAAAAAGAAGCAAGAAUUGACUUGAAAAAUAUGGGCAUUAGACCAGAUCAAUGGCCAAAAGAGAAAGUCAAGAAGAUGAAGAAAAACAACAAGGAAGAAAACAAGAAGAAGGAAAUACUCCCACAUGCUUCUUACUCUUUCAAACCAAUUGAUCGACAACGUUUCUGUCAAUUCAUUAAAGGAGUGAGACUACCUGAUGGUUUUGGAUCAAACUUUAAGAAGAAGGUUAAUGAUACCGAAUCAAAUUUGGUUGGGCUGAAGUCUCACGAUCAUCACAUUCUCAUGCAACGAUUGCUACCUAUAGGGGUUCGAGCAUGUCUCCCACCAAAUGUUUCAAGAACAAUCAUUGACCUAUGUACAUUCUUUAAAAAAAAUUUGUGCACGGUCAUUGGAUGUUAA
Molecule: messenger RNA, 1773 nt
Organism: Lactuca sativa (garden lettuce)
Lineage: Eukaryota; Viridiplantae; Streptophyta; Magnoliopsida; Asterales; Asteraceae
Source: RefSeq, a predicted model, not a curated record